Penaeus indicus is the source of this 1213-nucleotide messenger RNA. Its product is annotated as mitochondrial import inner membrane translocase subunit Tim21-like. NCBI's taxonomy places the organism in Eukaryota, Metazoa, Arthropoda, Malacostraca, Decapoda, Penaeidae. Gene Ontology annotation, cellular component: TIM23 mitochondrial import inner membrane translocase complex. The coding region runs from base 90 to 995 and encodes 301 amino acids. The transcript has 6 exons. The record is from RefSeq and is a predicted model, not a curated record. Gene Ontology annotation, biological process: protein import into mitochondrial matrix.
AAACAUUUAAGUCUUCCUGUUUAUGUUGUCAAACAUCUGGGCAACACGCGACAACGAAUAUUUUCCUUGUUACACUACGGAUUCAAUUCAUGGCCACUGAAAUCUUUCCAAGUUUAAAAGUGUUAAACCUUGAAUUUAAGGAUGGCUGCCGGUUGAAUAUCUUUGUAUUGGGAAGAACCAUGAACAUCCGCAGAAAAUGUAGCACUAUUGCAAAUGUAGCCCAUGCUAGGUUUUUGUGCAUGGCAACAUGGGAUUCAGUGGAAAAGGAUCCAAAUAUGAUUCCACUAGUCACUCUUAAAAUGUCAUGGUGUCAGAGAUGUGUUAUGUCACAGUCAGCCAUCCAAGUCUGGGGUUCCCUCCUCAGAAGACAUCAAUUUUCCACCACCUAUGUGCCAUUCAAUAUCAGAAAAUCAGUGUCUAAGCAAGUCAAGUCUGAUUCAUCUGGGUCUUUUGGAGAAAAAGCUAAGGAGGCCACUCGCACAACAUCUUAUACAGCAGUAGUCUUGGUAGGAGUGGGAGUGACAGGACUUAUGCUUUACUCUGUAUUUAAGGAGCUUCUGUCAUCCUUCUCACCUCAGUCUGUAUACAGUGCUGCUGUAGAGAAAUGCAUAGCAAACUCACGAAUCGUAGACCUCUUAGGAGACUCUGUCAAGAGUUAUGGAGAAGAAAGCCGGCGUGGACGCAGGCAGCAUAUCAGUCAUCUUCCAUAUGAGGUAAAUGGGGCCAAGGGACUAAGAAUCAAAUUUUAUUUACAAGGUCAACGUCGAACAGCAACUGCUCACCUUGAUGCUCGGGAAACAUCCUCAGGUUGGGAGUUUCGAUAUCUGUUUGUACAGCUUGAUGCUUAUCCUUAUGAAGUUAUUGUUAUUGAGGAUAAUCGAGGAAAAUCAUCGGAGUCAAGUACAGUGUUUCCCAGCCAAGCAGAUAUUUCAACAUUGUCACCAGAGAGCAAUAGCGGUGUUGGGUUUCUCACACCUAUUUUCCCUUCAAAGUGAGACCUAUGAACACAGUUGUGGUGUUAAAGAAUGGAUUUAUAUUGUAUAUAGAUACUUUCAUAGUUGAAGCCUACCUGUUAGAAAUCCUUUUAAUGGUGUUGAAAGUACAAAAUCUUAAAUCUUUAUGCCUUAAAUAUUAUUUGUAUGGGAUGGUGUCACCAUAAUGUUUGUUUCAAUUUUGUAAUUGGAAUAUCAGAAAGAAAUAAUAUUUGGUGAUU